Monosiga brevicollis MX1 is the source of this 1509-nucleotide messenger RNA. RefSeq lists its product as uncharacterized. Gene Ontology annotation, molecular function: NAD binding; oxidoreductase activity, acting on the CH-OH group of donors, NAD or NADP as acceptor. Bases 63 to 1289 code for a protein of 408 amino acids. The transcript has a single exon. Gene Ontology annotation, biological process: glycerol-3-phosphate catabolic process. The record is from RefSeq and is a predicted model, not a curated record. Lineage: Eukaryota; Choanoflagellata; Craspedida; Salpingoecidae.
CCCCGACCGAGGUCUCCUCCGCCCCAGCAGUAGAAGGAGCAGCGGACGCAUCGACGGGCAAGAUGACCGACGCCAAACCUGCCGAAGGCAUCACCAUCACCGUUUGUGGUGGUGGCAACGCGGCUCACAUUGCUGCCGGCAUGUUUGCCAAGAAUGGCGCCAACGUCAACCUCUUUUUCUCCUUCGAGGACGAGGCCAAGCGCUUCAAGGAGGCCUGUGAUAAGGCUGGUGGCGUCACCGUAACGACAAAGACCACCUCCUACACGGGCCAACCCAAGGUCAUUACGGCAGACCCCAAGACGGCCAUUGAAGGAGCCGAUCUCAUCCUUCUUAUCGUCCCGGCCUUUGCUCAUGAGCCGAUUCUCAAGCAGAUUGCUCCUUUUCUGAAGAAGGGGGCCUUUGUGGGUGCCAUUCCAGGCCCCGGCGCCUUUGAUCUCAUUGCCAUCAAUGUACUGGGCGACCUCAUCAAAGAGCGGGACAUUACCUUGUUUGCUGGCACCUCCCUACCGUGGGCUUGUCGCUUUGACGAGUAUGGUUGCAAAGCCUCGCUCCUUGGUGAGAAGAAACGCGUUGACAUCAACGCGCGCCCCAACGAGCCCGAACGCAACGCUCUCCUUGGCGACAAGAUGUCGCGGCUGCACGACCUGACGGACUUUCAGUGCAAGGGCAACAUGCUCACCUCGGCUCUUUGGCCAACCAAUUGCAUCAUCCACACGGGUAUCUCCUACGGCAUCUGGCAUGACUGGGACGGCGAACCGGUGGCCGAAGCCCCAUUGUUUUACCAAAACUGCAACGACUUUACGGGUUCGGUGCUCGAUGGCCUCUCCAACGAGAUUGGUCAAGCCGUAGAGGUCCUCAAGAAAGCCGGUGCCGACCUCGCUGGCUGGCAGCCCAUUGAUGUGUAUCUCCUCGAUGUUUACGGUGAUGUCAUCUCUGACCACAGCAGCACAGCACAGAUCUUCGCCACCAAUGACGCCUUCCGUGGGCUCAAGGCCCCGGUCACGGAGGUGGAAGGCGGCAAGUUUGUGCCCAACUUUCGCACCCGCUACCUCACCGAAGACUUGCCUCACGGUCUCGCCGUACUCCGCGGUGUUGCCGAGAUUUGCGGGGUCGAGACACCCAUGAUGGACAAGGUCCUGCUGUGGGCCCAGCCCAAGAUUGAGAAGGAGUACCUGGUUGAUGGCAAGAUCCAGGGCAAGGAUAUUGCUCAGAGUGGUUGCCCGCAGCGAUUUGGUAUUACCACCCCCGAGCAGCUCGUAAAUGGCGACAUUCCCAACAGUGCCAAUUGAGCAUGCCGAUGUCCUCCGGAGAUGCCGUAGCAGAAUAGGAUCCGGCUCUGAAUUUUGAUAAUUUUGUGAUUUCUUUCCUUCUUCUUUGUUUGCAUAAAAUUUUACCGUCUUUGCUGUCUUUGAACCUAUAGCGUCGCCACCCUGUUGUCUCAUGCGAUGUGCAUCCCAAAGCUGUUGUACACCAUUGUCACAACGCCGUGUUUAAAUCGAGACUUGGCUG